AUGAAGUUCAGCUUCGCAGGCCUACUCGUGGGCAUGGCCCUGAAUGCUCUCGUUUCAUACGAGACGACGGAUGCAGUGCUGUGCAUAUGCCAUCCAAGUAGCUGCGUUUUAAUCAACGCGAACAAUUCCGUAAUGAGCACGCCCGAGAAGUACUGCAUCGCGAACAUCACGAACAUCAAAGAUAUGCUGAUGUUGCGCUACAAUGAAACGACGCUUCCGGUCGAUAUUCUCGGAUCGUACACCAAUCUGAGCUCGAUCGAGAUUUUUCAAGGAUCGCUUCAGCACAUCAAACCGGGAGCAUUCGAGAAGCUGCCGACGUUGAUCAAGCUGGACAUCCGUGGCAACGAUAUCAGAACGCUCGAGGACUACACCUUCCGCGGCAUGUACGCGUUAGAGAUACUUGAUCUGAUUUCGAACAAUUUGUCAAGCAUCGCACCGAACACCUUCGACGGUCUGAAGAGUCUUGUCCGUGUGGCACUGUCGGGCAAUCGCAUCACUCAGCUGCCAGCGAAGCUGUUUAGCUCUUCACCGAUGUUGCGAACGAUCGCGCUGAACAACAACUUACUCGCAGAGCUCCCGGUCGGGGUUUUCGACAACAUAGAGCAACUCAUCCGGCUCGAUCUAUCGCACAAUCGGUUGAAAACGUUUUAUUUUCCUGACUUAAAGGUGCUGUUGCUGUUCCUGCGCAACAACACGCUGACGAGCCUGUAUAUCGAUGAUCAUGUGAAGUUUGUGCAGGCGAAUCAGAACCGCAUUGAAGCGAUAAUGGGUACCGGGCGCAAUAUUACCGAUCUGGUACUCACCGAUAACGCUAUCACGGAUGUACGGCCAAUUACGCGCAUGACCAACCUGACCAAGCUAAGCCUCAGCAACAACCCUCUGCGACCGGACAGUGUCUUUGGCUCUUUGGAAAAACUGCAAGAAAUGCUGCUGAGCAACACAAGCAUCCAAAUAGGCGAAAGCACGUUCGCCAAUCUCACCGCGAUGUCGCUGCUAGAUCUGUCCUUCAACAAUCUGACGGAGCUCGAUUUCCGAAUGUUCUCCUCCAUGAGCGAGCUCGAGUCACUGAUUGUGGCGUACAAUCGCAUAAAGGUGAUCAACUUUAUCGAACUGCGUGAAUACCUACCCGUACUGCGCGUGCUGGAAAUCUGCGGCAAUGGCUGGAACUCGACGUACAUGCAGCGCGUAUUGUACCAAAUGCAUCGCUACAAGCUGCAGGCAGACAUGCAAGGACUUUCGCACUCCUUCAUCUUCUCCUCCCUUUUCGUCGAAUUGUGUUCCGCGAAUUCGGAAACAUCCACCAAAGCGUCGCCGGAGUACAGUGACUACUCCUCGGAAAACGUUAGUGAUAUACUCGAUCAGGAAAUUGCGGAAUUUUAUCCUACAACCUCCCAGAGCCCCGUUACAACGGCGAAGGAAACGGAGAAACCAAUCCAAAUGUCUACGACGUUCAAAACAACCACCGCGUCUAUGGAGAAUUCCGUUGCAGAACCAACGGUUGCCGUUAGAAUGAACACUGUUGGCAGUAUGUCAUCCGCGGCUGACGUUACUCCCGCCGACCAGCAGCCAGUGGUGGGAUCAUCGCCACUAUACAUCACAUUCCAGGUGUUAGUGUAUACCUUCUCCGUGUUCGGUGUAGUGUGCCUGGUAGUGCUCGGGUACUAUGUGCGUCAACGACGGUUCGAUGUACGUCGACUUACGCCCGUCGAAACGACCGAUUCUGUGCGACUAAUGUAA
This is a messenger RNA of Anopheles marshallii, 1737 nucleotides long. Its product is annotated as carboxypeptidase N subunit 2-like. The record is from RefSeq and is a predicted model, not a curated record. The transcript is spliced from 2 exons. Gene Ontology annotation, molecular function: protein binding. Bases 1 to 1737 code for a protein of 578 amino acids. Lineage: Eukaryota; Metazoa; Arthropoda; Insecta; Diptera; Culicidae.